AUGGCCGAGAACGGUAAAUUUUCGAUGAACUUUCCCAUCCCACACCGUUAUUUUGCUUACUAUUUAUAUCAACUCUGCUCUCCGUAAUGUUUAAUCAUUUUUUAGCUCCAAAAAUAGUCCUGGAGAAAGGAAAGAAGGAGAUCAAUUUGGCCGGCAAGACCUUUUUGGAGGACUUUUAUGAGCAGCCUGGAAAUGAGCCGCAAUACGAGUUGGAGAAGCUGACAUUAUCCGUGUCUUUUGAGAAUGGAUCAGUCGAGAGGGCGUGGCAAUUUUAUACAAGGGCCGUUACAAAUCUCAAAAUGUCCGCACCGUCGUUGAAAGUGAUUGCUUUGGAUGGCGGAUAUGUCUUUAACCCGGAGGCUGAUGCAAGUUUAUUUUUUAGACUAUGUUUGGAAGGAGCCUGAAAGAUUGAAAAACAGUGAGCUUAUUGUAAAAAUCGGGCUGUUUCGGGCCAAAAAGAUGCCUUUUAUUUGGAAGACAAGAACUCAACGGGCAAACCGAUUUCAUCCUUACUAUUUUGUACCCGGAGAGUAUAAAAAAUGUAGCAAGAUACUUUCCUCUUCAACUACAAAAACUCCAGUAUACAAGGCACAAAAAAAGCGGGCGCGCUUUUGAAAUUGAGCUCUUUCACAUGGAGAGGGAGCUAUUUUGCUACAUUUGUGAUACCUUUCAGAUGCAAAAUUGUGUGUUUUUUGCCAUGGGAUCGGGCCCGCCACUGUAAUAAUAAUUUGAGUCAAAUUCGCUGUCCCCAGCCGAAUUUUGGGCUUUUUUCGAGUUCCUAUCACCGUAAUCUUCUCCCCAAAAUAUUGAACGAUCUUGAAGCCGAGAGACCAUGGAAAAUGACUGGAAACAAAGCGAGAAAGAAAAGUAAAAAAGGGGUGUUUCAAGCUUUAAUUUUUUGUGGAAACCUUGUACGUAUGAUGUACAUAUUUAUUCCGUAUUAUAAAAUUACUCCUCAUUUCUGUCCAAACCCAAUUUUCCCUAAACUUUCUCAAUAUUUUCGAGAUUGUUUCGAAUCUUUGCCAUCUUUUGCAAACGCUGUUGAUCGGAAGAUGUUGCGGUGAGCACCUGCAAAUGACUCAUUUCAAGAUUGUUUGUAAAUAGGGCCGAUAAUCAAACGAAAAUUUGUUUUUCAUAAGUUCAAAAUAAUGCAAGAUACCAAAUGUCUGGAAUUCUCUGAAACCAGGCAGUUGUAAAUUAUCAUCUUACACUGUCGGCUAUGGCGUUGAGCGCUGCUUUAUUACGUUCGCCAUGGUUUCUACAGGUACCCUGUAAAAACUUUAGCAGUAAAAAAUUUUGUAUCAAGUCACUUCUAAGAAAACUGAAAAACUUAUUUCAGACCACGUCAAAGUUUGAAGAAGAGAUUUAUCAUCUCAGGGAACACUUGAAUCUGCUUGUAAAGACGUUAAAAAACGCUGGAAUCAAAGUCGAACCCAUCAGAUUUGUCGCAAUUUACACUUUCCAGGAAAUUGUAAGUUCACCACGUUCAUAAAUCAAUGCAAACGUUAAUUUUAAGAAAGAUAAGAAGUCAUUUCAGAGUAUCCACACAGCUCCAACGGUCUUCAGGAAUGUCUUCAACGUUGAGUUGGAUCCGAAACAAGUGGAAGACAAAAUCGUCGACUUCAAAUAUUUUGUUGAUGAUGUUGAAGUAAAGCUGAAGCUUUCAUUGAGCAUCACUCUUCUCAAGGCCAGUGAGAGAGAUCGCUCCAGAUUUUACGAUGCUGAAGUCUCUAUUUUCCAAUAAUACUACGAGCGAAAAUUUGCCAUGAAAAUUACUUUUUGGAAUAAACCCGGUAUUUCUUUCAAGAAUCGGGGGUCUCUUUCCAAGGAAACCGAGAAUUUACUGUAGAAAAUGUUUCGGUUGAACUUUUGUUCUGUUGUAAUUUUUAGCGAAUCCUAAGUGUAAAAAACUGAAGUCGACAAAAAAAAUUCACCUGGUCUUUAAGAGGUACGUUACGUCGCCGGCAAAAAAAAGUCAAAUGACAAUCGUAUUGCCAUGACAAAUUUUUGUAAGUUUAUGUAAUGGAUUUUACGCCUUUCCGUACAUACCGUUAAUUCCCGUGAAAAUUGUAAAUGUUUGAUAUGAGAAAGCGUUGAUUCUCUUUGUCAUGGGUGUCCUAAUUGAGGAGACUGCUUUGCUAUCAGACGAUUUUCUUGGUUUUUACAACGUAUUUCGACAAAUCGCCACGAUUGUGUCCUUUAUAUCGGUCGCAUUUACUGCUUUCAUCAUUUUGAAAGGUAGCUCGGUAAUCCUAGACAUACGUUUCAACGCCUUGCAACGGCUAAACAUUCAAAAUUUAGUCUCCACACGUGCUCUCACAAUCUAUCGAUGGUUUCUUCUUGCCGACCUGUUCUGUGCGUUAGCUUAUGAUAUCUUGGCAGAUGCCAUGGGACUGGUGUCACUGCUCCCUGUUCCUUGCCUCUACACUACCACUUGGUUCAAAUAUUUUGGCUACAACUUCCAGAUGACAUGCCUGAUCUUACAAGGCCUACUCUUACUUAUUUGGGCGUUAACGACCACGUUCUUGCUGUUGUAUCGAUUCUUUAUGGCGCUACCGCGAAAUUCAGUGUUUCAAGCGGUAAAUUUUACGAAUUGCAGGCCGAUGAGUCAAGUGUUUUCGCUUGGACUGUUCUCCGCCGGAAUUAUUGGCAUAUGUGGGGUGAGUUUAUUAUACAGGGUGUUCCUAGAAUUAUGGAAAAAACUAUUCAUUAAUAACUUUGUGCUCGGUGGUCCAAUCCGAAAAUUUUCUUUUGCAUUUUACAGGAAAACAUUUGAGUUUUUAGAAUCAAAAAAAAAAUUUUUUCUUUGAUCGGCGGAGACUUCGGUAAUCCUCCUUGGAUUCGGCGGAGUGUUUUUUUCACAAAUGAGGCUGUAAAUUGUUGUAUGUAUGAAGAAAAUGGGCGGGAAAGGAUUCAGAGGAUACAAUAUGACAUUUAUUUCAAAUUUUUGUCAUUCGGCGGAGGCAUUUUUUAACCUUGGCGGACGAUUUUUCUUCGACUUUGGUUAGUCAAAAUUGGCCAAAACCAAAACUUACGGUAUUCCUGGUGGCAUGGCGCCUAAAUACGACUUGUUAUGCCUUCGGCUCACUGGGAGAAUAAAAAAAAGCAAUUCGGCGGAGAAAAAAAUUAACCCAUUUUCACAGCCUCGUUUGUGAAAGAAGGACUCCGCCGAAUUCAAGGCGGAUUACAGAAGCCUCCGCCGCUUAAACGAAAAAUUUUUUUUUUGAUUCUAAAAACUCCAAGGUUUUUCUGCAAAAUGCAAAAAAAAUUUUUCGGAUUGGACCAUCGAGCACAAAGUUAUUAACGAAUAGUUUUUUCCAUAAUUCUCGGAACACCCUGUACAUGGGAAGUGCUCGCUGGGCGAUGCAGUUAAUCGCACUCAUUAUUUUUUUGAUAAACUGAUAGCUAGAAUGGCCAUACAAGGCUAUUCUCUACCCUGACCGCGAUUUUAUUAUACAUAUUUUUGCGGUUGGUACAGCUGUAGCUUCGCUUGGAGUUGCAGUCUAAAUCUAGAUUUUCCAGGGACCGAUUCUCUACCAUCUCCCCAAUCAAGACCAAUUCCACCAAUACCUCCGUACGAUUGAUCCAGUGAUGGACAAGGUUUUGGCCCAGUAUCCAAACACCUUCUGUAUCUCGAACACCCUCGAUCUAAAGGCAGCUCUCCUUGCAGCCAUGAUAUUUCUCUGCUUUUGCCCAUUCGGAGCGCUCUUUGUCCUGGCAAUGGCCUUUUAUUAUAUCCGAGCAAGGCGUCUAGAGGUCUCCUCAUCCACCUACAAGCUUCAAGUCAUGCUCUUCACUUCGUUGUCAACUCAUAUGUUCUGCACCUUCGUCUUUAUUAUUUUUCCAAACAUUUUCUUCUUUGCCUUUCCGACUUUUGGAUUCCGCAACAAGCCUGCUCAGAGCACGGUUGCUUUUAUGUUCUCCAUGUCGCAUUCUCCGUUCAAUUGCUUUAUGAUAAUCUAUUUUAUUAAGCCAUACAGAGAUUACUUCCAUAGAGCUUUUUUGAGAGAGAUUUCGUCAAAAUCAUUGUUUGUCUCAACAGAUACGACGUAUGUUCAGGAGUGGAGAAGUUCUAGAAGUGAGACCUUUUACAAGGGCGUGAUCCGAACUUCCCAUUGCGUGUGGCGCAAAAUAUGUAAAACGUAAUGAAAGUUAAGAAGCUAACAUUCAUGUGUCACGUUUUCAAUGAAAGAAAUCGACAUGAAUGAAACCUUUCUUAUAGAAACAAAAAAAACUGUAAUUAAUCUUAAUGAAUGUAAUAUGGGGGUGCUGUUGAACGUUAUUGAGCUGCCAUCUGAAAAUAACAUUAUGGCGGUUGGAGUGUUUGUAAGUGCCGGCUUUUUGAAAUCCGUCAUGAUUUUUUGUUUCGUGAGUAAUUUGAAAGACUGCAAAUACAACGAUUUAAGAUAAACAUUACGCAUAUACGACAUCUCAACUUUUCUAUAACACUUUCAGUGUGCUGUUGACAUUGUAAAGCUAAAUCAAGCCGAAAUUAAGAGCCAGCCGUCCGCCCUAGAUCCAGCCGUAAGCGCUUAUAUACUCAAUGUAUGCUUUUAAUUGUUCUUGCUCCACACCCCGAUUGAUUGCUUGCUGAUCCUCUACUUUAUCGAUUUGUGCUGCUCAUGGGCGUACUUCUUGAUGAAUCUUCUAUGCUAUCCGCAGAUUUUCUAAAAUAUUACGAGACUUAUCGACACAUAACGUUUCAUUGUUGUCGGUUUCAUUUACUGUUUUUGGUAAAGAAUCUCAGAAAGCUUGACGAGCGUCUAGGCAUAAUGUUAACGUUGAGAUACACGGUAAAGAGAAUAUAGAUUUCCUAUUACAAUAUAUUAUCCAUCAUUAUCAAGUCCAAAUCCGAAAAAAAACGAAUUAUGAUUAUUUUAUGCAAUCCAAAAGAACAAUUUACCAAAGAGAGAUAAAUUCGUUUAAAAAUAUAUUACAGAAACAAUUCGAAAAUUAAUAUAGUAUUAUAUCGUAUCAAUCAUGACAAUAUCGGAAUAUAUAAUAUGGUAAAUUACAAUUCAAAGUCUUUUUGUAAUAGUAUUUCGGAAUAAAUUUUCUUCUCUUAUUCUUUAUGAUAUAAGGUAAUACAUAUAAAAAUUAUAGGACUCUAGGUUUCAUUGGGCAUCGUCAUAGGCCACAGUAGGGAAAAAGCACUCCCCUAAAGCCAAACACGUUUGGCCCCAGUGUCUACACCACUUUUUGUGGUGUAGGCCCCAUGGUCUGGAUUACUGUCCGAGCCAGGGAUGUCAAGGAGGGUCUAUCCCCACCUAUCUUGGGAGGUUUCCCGUCGGUUCAAGCGGCGGACUUCUCGUUUCGGCCGGUAUUGCCGCCUAG
Molecule: messenger RNA, 5334 nt
Organism: Bursaphelenchus xylophilus (pine wood nematode)
Lineage: Eukaryota; Metazoa; Nematoda; Chromadorea; Rhabditida; Aphelenchoididae
Source: the annotation of a GenBank genome assembly